Molecule: messenger RNA, 765 nt
Organism: Nerophis lumbriciformis (worm pipefish)
Lineage: Eukaryota; Metazoa; Chordata; Actinopteri; Syngnathiformes; Syngnathidae
Source: RefSeq, a predicted model, not a curated record
AUGCCCAUCGAUCUGUUGCUGGUCCGUGACGACGACAUUCCCCCACUGUUAAUGGACGGUGUUUGCGACUUGGGAAUUGUCGGUCAGAAUGUUGCAGAAGAAGCUAGGUUGGCCCGCGAGCAGCUAGGAGAUAGCUCUGGUCUUGCCUCUAUCCGUUCGCUAGGCUUCGGCGGUUGUCGGUUAUCCUUCGCGGUUCCAGAGUCCAUGGCAUACGAUGGCGCAGCUAAUUUGGCUGGUAAACGUGUGGCAACAACUUACCCACAACUCACCGCUCAGUACCUACAACAACAAGGGGUUGACGCUCGUAUCGUAAAGCUAUCUGGCUCAGUCGAAAUUGCGCCGAGUUUGGGUACUGCGGAUGUCAUUGCCGAUUUAGUGUCGACCGGUUCAACGCUGCGCGCCAACCACCUAAAGGAAGUUGACGUCUUCUUGCGCUCGGAGGCCGCUUUGUUUCGUGGGGCGACAGAACUUGAUGGUGACAAACAGGCUACCCUCGACCGCUUGCUGGCUCGGAUCGAAGGCGUUCUGCAAGUAAAGGAAAGCAAGUACGUGAUGUUGCAUGCGCCGCGCGAUAAGUUGGCAAUCGUUCGCGAAAUUCUGCCGGGCGCGGAGAGCCCGACCAUUCUGCCGCUAGAAGGCGAUGACAGCCGCGUCGCGGUUCAUGCUGUUUGCCGAGAAACUGUCUUCUGGGAACACCUUGAAGAACUUCGUGAGGCAGGUGCCUCGGCCAUCUUGGUUCUGCCAGUUGAGAAAAUGCUGGCGUGA